This is a messenger RNA of Strongylocentrotus purpuratus (purple sea urchin), 4607 nucleotides long. RefSeq names its product ADP-ribosylation factor-like protein 8B-A. The coding region runs from base 177 to 740 and encodes 187 amino acids. The record is from RefSeq and is a predicted model, not a curated record. Gene Ontology annotation, molecular function: GTP binding; GTPase activity. The transcript is spliced from 6 exons. Gene Ontology annotation, biological process: protein transport; anterograde axonal transport. Gene Ontology annotation, cellular component: lysosomal membrane. Lineage: Eukaryota; Metazoa; Echinodermata; Echinoidea; Camarodonta; Strongylocentrotidae.
CAGAACACAGUACAAUAUUCUAAUGCAUGCAUUGUGAAUGCAAAAUUGCGUUGUUGUCCGAUAACAUCUCUGAUUGUGAUUGUGACCGUGCUACACGCAUGCAAACUCAUCUAAGUUAGCGACAAUUCGACAGUACAUUUAAUUAAUUCAUCUCUUUUCAUACAAAAGGACUCGAAAUGUUAUCAGUUAUCAACAAAUUCCUGGACUGGCUGAAAAGCCUUUUCUGGAAGGAAGAAAUGGAGCUUACUUUAGUCGGUCUUCAGUAUUCUGGAAAAACUACAUUCGUCAAUGUGAUUUCGUCUGGACAAUUUAAUGAAGACAUGAUCCCCACAGUAGGUUUCAACAUGAGGAAAGUUACAAAAGGAAAUGUCACAAUAAAGCUUUGGGACAUUGGAGGUCAGCCUAGGUUUAGGAGUAUGUGGGAGAGAUACUGCAGAGGGGUCAAUUGUAUUGUGUAUAUGGUAGAUGCAGCUGACCAUGAAAAGUUAGAAGCUUCAAGGAAUGAACUGCACAACUUACUGGACAAACCACAACUCCAAGGAAUACCGGUUCUGGUGCUGGGUAACAAGAGAGACAUUCCUGUAGCAUACGAUGAGAAAGAACUCAUAGAGAGGAUGAACUUAUCAGCGAUUCAGGACCGAGAGAUCUGCUGUUAUUCCAUCUCGUGCAAAGAGAAAGAAAAUAUUGAUAUCACAUUGCAAUGGCUGAUACAGCAUUCAAAGUCAGGGGGCAGUCGCUAGGGAGCUCUAUCUCCUUCUCUCAAACAGCUUCAAUGGCGAGAAGACCAAUAUAAAUAUUCAUAACAUUAUAAUUAUUGUCUAUUGUGUAUAUUAUGUUAGAUAAAUUGGGGGGAAAGAUGGAAGAAAUUUAUAAGGAGAAAACAGGAGCAGAUAUGAAUGGCCAGGUAAUAUAUGACUGAAAAAUUAUCUUUGUGUUUUUUAUGUAACUUUGCUUUUUUCUAUAUUUCAAGUUGUCCAGUUAUACAUGUUGCAAACUCCUUUUUUUUGUUAGCUGCUUCUCUUCAACCUGAUUUCUAUGAAUUUGUAAUUUUCUUGUCAAAAUUUGGAGUAAUCUUCAGUAAUUUUGAUUAGAUAUACUGUAUAUCAUGUUAUCUUCAAAGGAUUAUUUAUGCCUGUUGUUGCCAUAAGUACAUUCAGUCCAAGAUGGUAAAUACCUUUGUAGAGGUUAAUAUAUUGCAUGUUUUAUAGAAUAACACUAUGUCUACAGCAAAUAUGUCUUUUGAUAGACUUACCAUAUCAAACUUUAUUUUCUUGUCAGGGCAAAAUUGUUUUCACAAUGAGACAACCAGAUGAUUAUAUUAAUGUCAUGCUUUACUGAUAGGGCGUAUGUUGACAACUUAGGUACGUGUUUUAGUAAUGAUGUAGUUUGUAUUCUAUGCAAGAGUUGAAUAUGAAUGGGAGAUAGCAGCAUAAUUUUCAGUCUCUUUGCCAGGCACAAAUUGAUUUCUGAAGGAAAUUAUCAAGCCAGUAUGAAACAGUGUUUCUUGCAUACAUUAUGUAACAUACCCCAAUACUAAUAGGAAUAUUUGCAGAACUCUUCUUUUUUUUGGGGGGGGGGGGAGGUGUGAUUCAUGAAAACUAAAAAUGAUCAAAUGCAUGUCAAUGAAUUACAUGUAGAUGUCUUUAUAUGUAGGAAUGAAAUUUCUGCCCUGUUUAAUAUUCUUAAGUCUCUUCAUCUCAUUAUGCUCCCCUUGUUUCAUCUUGUACUGUGUAUUCUAGACAUUGUGUACAGUGAUUGCUUGCUUAUUAGUCUAGUUGAGACUGUAAUUAACAGUGGCUCUGAUAAUAAGUGCAAUCUGGAGAAGAAAAAUUCUGGAAAGAUCCCAUUUUGGAACGGGAUAUAUAUGUACAUAUAACCCACCCCAGCAUAGCUAAUACUGGUAUGUGUUGUCAUAGAGUUUUAGGUUUAAGAAUAUCAACAAUGAAGACAGAAAUGUACAUUAGCGUGUAAAUCAAUCUUUGAAGAGCAUUUAAUCGUAUAUGAAGAUUAUUGUGUUUUCAUCAAUUACUGUAUUCUACAUCAAAUAUACUGGUUGAAGUGAAUAUAUAUUUGAAAUGAAAGGAAAUUUGUUCAUGCAUUGGACAUACAUGAGAACAUCUCAUAUAAAAAAAAGUAUGUACAAUCAUUGAAUUAUGAACCAUCUUGCAGAAAAGGUAUCCAUAAAGCACUAGUGAUUUUUUAUACAUGUAUUUCAUUUGAUAUACAUGUACAGAUAUGAUAAGUAUUUUGUUUAUUUGACAGCAAAACUAGCUAAGAUAGAAAUGUAUCAAUUUUUUUUAGAAACAUGUAGCUGCAUAAUCAUUAGAAAAAUCAUCUGCUUGGAGCCAGAGGGGCUUUAACUCGUGUACUUUAAAUACAGAGUUGCUGAACGCCUUUCUGGCUUGGGACAGACGAUAUGUUUUAAAUGUGGUUGCCAGCUAGUGAUGUGCAUCCGGUCUACCCAAAAUACACCAUUACUCAUUGAAAUUAGUUUCUGUAGCUACCUGGUAUAGAGGCAAAUAGGCCUGAUGUUAUCAACAACUAAAGUACAUCAAUUUUUUCUUGAUCAUAACUGUCCAAGAGCAAUGCAUGGAUAAUUGAAAAUGUUAGAAGUUGGUUUAUAAGAGGCACUUUCGUGUAAUUGUUGUUCUCAAGGACCAUCAUGUGAUUAUAAAACAUAAACAAAAUCGAUGCUUUAGUGCUGUUGAAAUGUAACUUGGUCUUUGUCAUUGCUCAAAUAAAAUGAAUUUUAAUUAUUCCUGGUCAUCACUGAAUAGAUUCUUUAUGCAGUCUUACAUUAGAUGAUUAGUGCAUUGUAACUUUUUUUUAAAUCACCUACACUCUUUAUGUACAUUUAUACCAGGCAGCUUUUUUUAAAUAUAUUUAUGUUGAGUAUAAGAACAGUAAGCUAAAAAAGUUAUUUCACCAAAAUUCACCAAAAUUAAAUGUAGAUUAGUACACACAAUAAUACUUCUCUAUAGAAUCGUGUUUCUGUUCUUUUUUUUUGUAUACAUUUUGGUACAACAGUUAAGCCAUUUGAAUAUUCUUUUUUAUUAUUUUAAACAACCAUUUUCUUAGAUGUUGGCAUGGUUAAUAUUGAUGAAAUUUCUUAUUUGAUUACUUUAUUUUGUAAAGACCUCCUCCCCCCCCCCCCCCCAAAAAAAAACCCUGUUAAAAUUGUUAAGCAUUUAAAUGAUAUUGACAAUUUAGCUUCAAGUCUUGUCAUGUAACAUUGUACAAAUCAUAUAAUUUAUAAUGAAAACCUGCAAUUUAUUAUGUAACAACAAAGUGAUUACAUGUUUGUGGUUGACUAGUUAUUUCAGUUUUACCUGGACUUUCUUUUUGUAUGUUCAUGUACAGUAUAUGUCAAAUCUAUUGUAUUUCAGACUAGACUUCAUCGAUUGUGAAUGUGUUUUCUAUGAAAUUGAUCAAUGUUGUUUAAUAAUCUUUAUUUGUUAUGAUGCAUAUAUAAAACCUGAACCCUAACCAAUGCUUAGAAGGAAAAAAAACAAGAGUAUGGUUCUUCCUACUAUAGAAAGCAUAUUAUUGAAUACUCCAGUGUGAUGAUUUGUGGUUACAUGUAGGUAUAUUGACCAGAAGUAAAUAGAUGACCACAGUUAUUAUAUUUAGCUGCACUACAAUAUUACCAAGGAAAAUACUUUCUGUUGGUGUAUUUAUACGGAUUCACUGCAUUUAUCUUUGGAAAUUUGCAUAGAACUUGCUUGCUUGCGAUUUAAUCACAAAGAAAAAUCAGUUUAGCUCCAAAAAGUGAUAUGCAUGAAUGUAAAGCACAGCAACACUUGCCUACCCGAAAUUUAAAACUAACCAUUGUUUUAAAAAGCAAAUGAUUUCUUGAUGCAUGAAAAGUUCUCAUGUAUGACUUAAUCAUACUUGACGUUAUUUACUGGUAUGUGAAAAUAUAUUUAUGAAACAGAUUAAAUACUCCCACCUUCAACUCUCAUUUUAUUGCUGUUAUACAAAGGCAAAAUGUAUGUUUGAAAGAUCAAUACUGUUCCAUAUAGGCAGGCAUGGGCUGCCUUUAUGCCAACUUACAAUCAUCGAUAUUGGAGUCAUUAUAUUUGGUCGAUUAUGCCAGCAAAUUUGUAACCGAAUUGUAGGAGCUGCUAUUCAUUCUUUAAUAAAUGUUAUUUAACAGGGGCCUGGAGACAUGAAAUUAAGGAAAAUUUUUCCACUUUCCUUAUUAUAACUAGUGAUCGACUAGGUUUUGUCUAAUUUUUUUUUGGUGGUCUUUUCUUUUCUUCACAAAUUAUAUCUAAAAAAAAUGGGCACCGUUUGAAAAAUUGUACCCUGCCAUCAAAUGGGCAUUACUAACAUGCACCAAAGCUCUAUAGCCAUUUGUUAAACUGCUUGUAAAGUGGUCAUUAAUUCCUUUUUUGUAAGCAGUAGGAUAUGAUUUGCUCAAGCUUUUAAUAUUUUAGAAUUUGCUUAAUUAUACCUUGGCUUUGUGUGACAUUGUAAAAUUAUUUAUACUCUUUUAGUCGGUAAGGCACACUCACACUCUUAGACUGUAGCAAUCACAUCACUCGUGUAUUAAAAUGAUCAGUUGAAAAUAAAUGACUGGUACAACAUGUAUAUGUACUAAAAAA